AUGCAUUUCGACACAAGAUUAUUCAUAAUUAUUAUCAUCAAUUUAACAUCAUAUUUUAGUCAAGAUUCCGAUGAUCAAAGUUAUUUAUCAUUAAUUGAAUUUAAUCGUGGAGGUAGUUUAACAAAUCUUAUAUUAUCAUCGCCCCAUGGUGGUUUUCUUGGUGCAAAUUUAACAUCGAAAAACACUGGAAAAAAAUCACGGAAUAAUGAAAUAUUAAUAACUACAUUACAACAAUUACCAAUAGCCGGUUGUUAUAAUGAUACUUUAGAACGAUGUGUAUAUACAAUACAAGAUUGUUUAAAAUCAUAUAAAAAUGAACUUUCCUAUCGAGCUGAUGCAAGAUGUGUUACCAAUCGUAGUUCAACAUUAUCGAUGUAUUUAUUAACAAAAGCUAUAUCGGAAGUAUUCGCAUCACACUAUCGCCCACAUACAAUUUUAAAUAAAUUAACUCGUCAAUAUGUUGAUCCUGCCGAAGAUUUAUUACUAGGAACAUUUUUAAUCGAAAGUGCUACUCGUACAUAUAUUGAUUAUCAUCGAUUGAUCGCUAUGGCUAAAGAAGCGAUACGUCCACCGUCACGUGGUCUUUUAAUUGAAUUUAUAUUUCAUCGAAAUUCACAAACAAUACAACUUGGAUAUGGUUACGAUCCAUUACAUUCAUCAAUUGCUGGCAAACCAAUUCAAUCGACAAUGAAUGAACUUAUUUCACGUUCUGGUCCAAGUGUUAUUUUAGGAAAUAAUUCCUUUGGACAUUUUUUACGUCUUAAUGGCUUUAAAUAUGUUAUUCCUUUAGAACAAUCACAGCAACAAAGACAAAUUGGAUAUCGUUUAUCAACUUAUUCAACUCGAACGCAUGCUGAUCAGCGAUUUAAUGCAAUUCUUUUUUCCUAUCCAAUCGAACGUUUAAGAACUAAUUCAAUUAAACUCGAAGCAAUACGCAUUGCUAAAUCUAUUGAACAAUUUAUACAAACAAAUAACAUCAAACUUCUUUCUUCAUCUUCUUCUUCAUUUUUGUUGUCUGUUAAUGUAAUCAUAUAUUUGUUACUACAAUCGUUUACUAUUUUGUACAUUUAUUUUAUUCAUUGA
Messenger RNA from Adineta steineri, 1083 nucleotides. NCBI's taxonomy places the organism in Eukaryota, Metazoa, Rotifera, Eurotatoria, Adinetida, Adinetidae. The record is from the annotation of a GenBank genome assembly.